This is a messenger RNA of Aegilops tauschii subsp. strangulata, 3656 nucleotides long. NCBI's taxonomy places the organism in Eukaryota, Viridiplantae, Streptophyta, Magnoliopsida, Poales, Poaceae. The record is from RefSeq and is a predicted model, not a curated record.
CCUCGACCGCCUGCCGCCGCGCACCUCGACCGCCUGCCGCCGCCGCCACCACCGCCAUCCCGGCGCUUCCCACCUUCGGCCUUUGCCACGACGCUCCGUCUCCGGCCGUCUGCCCUGACUCCCAGGCAGCCAUAGUCCGAGCUCAUCUACCCUGAUUCCCUGACAUCGACCGCCGAGCUUCUUUCCCAUCAAUUCCCAGGGCUAGGCCAUUCGCCGCCUUCCACGAUCCAUAUCUUCAUCGGCACCCUUUCACUCUUCCGUCAUGGCAAUGCAAGACCAUCCUUCUCCGUGUGGCCGCCACCCCCAAAUCCUCUUGGAUAAAAAAUGUUUAGUGGGCCAGUUGAAAAAUUCCACUACCGCAAAAUCCAAGAAUAGCAAAGGGGUUCACUUGGAGGUUUCUUUUGAAGCAGUUGACCCUCCAGCCAUCUCACUGUGCCUGGUCAGCUGCGUUGAUCAGACCGGGGAUCGCUUGGCAGCACAGCCUCGUAUACUUGGUGUAACUGGAGGCUUUGUACUGCUGGCUAUCACCUUCUCUGACAGUGUCAACCGUUACUUGUGGUUCAUCGACUAUUUUGUUUACAAAGCAGGGCCCGAUUUUGCCUCUCUUCAUCUUCUUGCAAGGCCAUAUCCAUCUUCUUUUUCGCAAAACAUGGCUGCCAUCUUGCCCGUUAGUGAUAACAGUGAAGACUUUGCUGCCAUUUUCCCACAUGUUGAAUAUUUCAGACUUGAGUCUCGCAAACAUUACACACUCCACAUAUAUCGAUCCGACACGAAUGAUUGGCACUCUCAGGUCGCUUGUAUUGCUGAGGAUAAUGAGACAAGGAAUGCUAGGGAUAAGCUAUUGCUUCAUAAUGCCAUGAGCGUGGCAUAUGCAGAAAAGGGUAUCAUAGGUUGGAUUGAUCUCUGGUGGGGAAUUCUCUUAUGCAAUGUUUUGGAUAAAAAGCCUACCAUCCGUUUUGUUCCGUUGCCAGUUCCGGAACCGUGUGAUACGUCUGAGUUCCAUUUGAUGUUCGAGAAUCUCACUCCAAGACCACACCGUCAUGUGACGAUAUUCAGUGAUUUGAUCAAGUGUGUUGAGUUAGAUUUUCAUGUGCAAGAUGCUUUCUGCAACAUGAAGCGAACAAAGGAUUAUGGCUGGAUGGCUAAAACAUGGACUAGAUCAAUUUAUUCAGAUGUUUGGUGUGAUGGCUUGACGAUUGAUAUGUCUGAGAUAUCUUUCACCGACUCAAGUUUGCCGAAUUUGUUGCCUGGGAUGUUUGAUGAGGAAAACAAUUUGACUUGGAAGAAAUUGACUAGUGCUGGUCCUACAUUAAGCUUGCUUGAUGACAAUGUUAUUUACAUUAUGGCGAAGGAGAGCAUGUGCCAUCCGACAGCAUAUGUACUUACUGUGGACACCAAAAGUUUGAAGCUCGAGUCUGGUGCGCAGUGUGCUCCUCAAAAGACGGCGUGGUUCGAACCAACAUAUGAACCAUGUGUUCUUUUUAGCUCUUUUGGCACGACUUCAGAGUUGGUUAAAGAAUUUGAAACCAAAGGGACAGUAUUUGAAAUCAAGGAAGGGCCGGUGCUCUCGGUGGUGUCGAGGCGUCUCCGUGUGCUGCGGAGGAAGCAGAAUCGCAUCGCGCAGAUGGAGGAGUCCGUCGCUGCCGGCAAGAUGCUUUACCAGGAGCAGAAGGAGCUCAUGCACUCCAAGCCCGUCAUCGCCGCGCUCAUUGACGAGCUUGAGCGCCUCCGCGUACCACUCUCCACCGCUCUCACCAAGGAGCUCACCACCGUCUCUGCACCUGCUGCCGGUUCCUCAUCCUUUGGCUCCGAUUUGUCCAUCCAGGACCUCCUCGCGCUCAUCUACUUCGGCUCCCUUUUUCAUGUCAAGUCACCAAACGAGUUCAUCGCCACCAUGGUUGCGCGCAAGCACGAACGGAGCAGCUGCAUCACCCACGGCUAUGUAUGGGAUGAUACCGUGGACCUGCUCGUGGAGAACGACCUUGACGCAGUGUCCGCUGUGGCGGCCCUUGCCGCGGCUUGCCCUUCUUCCGCAGAUGGUGUCUCCCACCACGACGCACUCCAGGCCUGUGCCCAUCAUGCCCGCCUAUGGCUAACCCGUGCUGAUGCGCCGAUCCACCCUGGCUCCUCUGUUACAUAUGCUGCGGUGAGGUCCAAGUUAGACAGGAUCAUGGCAUCAGACUACUACACAGCACCUGCAGUUGCUGGGAACCAUGGAGCUGAAGGUCUGCAGGCACAGAUGAGCAUGACCGACUCACCAGAGGCACCAUCACUCAAGGAGAUCCUAGCUGCUGAAAAUCACAAGGAGGACGAGGAAGAUUCCUCGCAUGCCACAGAAAUCGACAAUGAUCAUCAGUCUAAUGCAGCCGAUGUGCAAAAUGUGGAUGGUAAAACCCUGGUGAACCCUCGUGUGGAAUAUCGCGUGGCUGGGGCAGAGCAGGAGAAAUUUGAUGUGAAAGAACAAGAUCAGAUGUAUGCCGAGCCAAAAAAGCGACAGUUUCAGCACCCUCGGCAAUCUUGUCAGAACCAGCGAGGUGGUGAUCGUGGCAGGAGGGGGGCCUACCCUAAUGGCCGCAGCGGGCAUGGAGGCGGCCGUGGCAUGGGCAGCAGAUACGAGAAUGGGCGUGGAGGUGGUGGUGGUGGCGGCCGUGGCAUGGGCUGUGGAUACGAGAAUGGGCGUGGAGGUGGUGGUGGUGGAUACCAAGGAGGCGGCGGUGGUGGCUGUGGCAUGGGCAGCGGAUACGAAAAUGGGUGUGGAGGUGGUGGUGGAUACCAGAAUGACCGGGGUUGUGGUGGCGGAUACCAGAAUGGCCGGGAUGGUGGUGGCAGCAGCGGGUACCAGAACAGCCGGGGUGGUGGUGGCGGGUACCAGAAUGGCUGGGGUGGUGGUGGCUGUGGCAUGGGCAGCGGAUACGAAAAUGGGUGUGGAGGUGGUGGUGGAUACCAGAAUGACCGGGGUUGUGGUGGCGGAUACCAGAAUGGCCGGGAUGGUGGUGGCAGCGGCGGGUACCAGAACAGCCGGGGUGGUGGUGGCGGGUACCAGAACAGCCGGGGUGGUGGUGGCGAGUACCAGAAUGGCUGGGGUGGUGGUGGCAGUGGCGGGUACCAGAAUAGCCGGGGUGGUGGUGGUGGCGGCGGGUACUACAACAACGACGAUGGGUGUACUAUCAGUCGAGGAACUUGAACAACAGGGGCAGGGGCGCAGGGAGGUGGCCACGCGGACACUGAGAGGAUUGAGGCAAUGGCAUAUGUGAAAGUCUGGGAGGUCAGGAGAGGGAAGGGGCAAUGUGGGAGUCUGGCUCCAUAAACUAAUAUAAGAGCGUUUAGAUCACUACUUGAGUGAUGUAAACGCUCUUAUAUUAGUUUACAGAGGGAGUAAUCACCUAGCCUGUCGGUAUGUCGCAAUCCAGUCCCUCCCCGUCUGCGAGUUUUUUUGUUGCUCCAAUGAGUGCAUAAUGGUUGGUUGGUAAAUGUGGAAUCUCGUUGAAAGUAGCUUCAGGUCAUACAUGUGUUGCUUCUUUUUCUGGCUGUGUGAGUCGUCAUAUAUUUCCGGUUGGUUUAUUAUUUUUGUUAGAUGUCUUUCUACGUCAUUCCUGUUCAUUUUCCAGUGUUUGUGUUUGUGUUACCCUUGUUUGUUCUGGCCGGUACCGUAGCUC